Paecilomyces variotii is the source of this 1519-nucleotide messenger RNA. RefSeq names its product translocation protein Sec62-domain-containing protein. The transcript is spliced from 3 exons. Gene Ontology annotation, biological process: post-translational protein targeting to membrane, translocation. Gene Ontology annotation, cellular component: endoplasmic reticulum membrane; endoplasmic reticulum. The record is from RefSeq and is a predicted model, not a curated record. Bases 83 to 1267 code for a protein of 394 amino acids. Lineage: Eukaryota; Fungi; Ascomycota; Eurotiomycetes; Eurotiales; Thermoascaceae.
CAAGACCCCCUUCGAUCUCGUUACGCCUUUUUCUUCCUUUGGUCUUCGCCUUUGACCGUCGUUUUUCCUCCCUUCGAACGAGAUGGCCACUCCAGGCCAACCCACCCCUCAGCAGAUUGCUGCCAUGAAGCAGCAACUCGCCGCGGAGGCCGCAAAACGAGGGAUGACGCCCGAAGAGUUCGCCAAACAGCAGCGCGAGGCGCUGGCCGCAGAGGCAGCAAAGCUGGGUCUGACCCCGGAGCAGUAUGUCAACCAGCUGAGGAUGCAGGCCAUCCAGCAGCACCAGCAGAGACAGGCGCAGGCCCAGCAACAGGCGCAAGCUCAGCAGCAGCAACAACAACAGCCACAACCACAGCAGCAGCAAUAUCAAGUGCCCGUGAAUGCAGGCCAACCGCCAGACCCAAAAGCUAUUGCCGUUGCUAAUUUCUUGCGAUCUUGCGAUCUCAAGCCCAGGACCUGUAUCCUGGAUGGCCAGAGGAAGGAUAUGUUCAAAGUGAAACGAGCUAUCCGAGCAAUCGAAUCUCCUGCAUACGCCAAAGCUGCUGCAAAGAAGGGUUCUCUACUCCCCCCAGUGACCGACCGGGCGUCGGCCGAAAACACAUUCAAGCUUCUUCCGCUCUCCCUUCUCGCUCUACGCGUAUCGAAGGUCGAUCCCCACGCAGGCCACAACCACGGAAAGCAGAAGAGAGUCAAGGGCUUGUGGACGGUGAAGAUUGAGCAACACCAGGAGACGGAUCCGAUGAUGCAUUAUGUCUGGCUGUACGAAGGACCGCAGUGGAAGCAGAAGGCGAUGGCCGCAGCAGUGGUGGUCGGUAUUUUUGCCGUGGUCUUGUUCCCUCUCUGGCCGAUAAUGCUACGACAGGCCGUGUGGUAUCUGAGUGUGGGAAUGAUGGGUCUGCUGGGACUGUUCUUUGCCAUGUCGAUUUUCCGUCUGAUUCUGUUCUGCGUCACCGUGUUCGUCGUGCCGCCCGGUCUCUGGCUCUUCCCCAAUCUGUUCGAGGAUGUGGGCUUCAUCGAUAGUUUUAAGCCUCUCUGGGGCUGGCAAGAGAAGAAGAAAAAGAAGUCCAAGAAGUCCGCAGCCAAGAGCAACGAGAAAACUGCCUCCACCGAAAAAGGAUCCCAACCCGCAGCAGCAGCUGAAUCCCCAGCCCCAGCCCCCGCCGCCACUACCACAACGACAGACUCGAAUCCCGAACCCGCUACAACGUCGGGAGCGGAAUCCAAACGCAAUCUUACUGCACGGGUGGAAGAAGCAGAAGAGGAGUGAGAUGGGAUAUUACUUUUUUCCCUCUUCCUUUCUCCCACUGUCUCACUUGUUGGCUGUUGCCCCUUUCCUCUCAUCACUAGACGCGUAAGAGGGGUUUUCCUAUUGACGGCGUUUCAUGCUUCGAUCACCUCCUGUUAUCAUUCUUAGUUUUCGGACUUUCUUUCUUUGAGAAAAAUGGAUUUUUUUAACGAUUCCUGUCACCAUCAAAUGUAUCAAGCGAUAUCCAAAUUGUAUGAGUGUUUUGAGGAGCCU